CUCUAUCAAGAAAGAAAGACACAAAGAAAUCAUUUAGAAUCUUUUUUGAAAUAAAAUUAUAAAAUAUCUUAACUUAAAUAAACAACUGAACAAAUAAAAUAACAAGAUGGAUCUAAAUUGCAAAACAAUCAAACUGACAUUAUUUGUUUCGUUAACGAUCUAUAUGAUACUCUUUGGAUAUUUUCUAUAUCCACUUUUGAAUAUUACAGUAAGCUAUAAGAACAUAAUUUCACCAGUUACAAAAAGAUUAGCUUUUGGACAAAAGAUCCAAACAUUUUCCAAAGGAAAAAAGGCGUUAACGUUUAUUGAAGAUCUCGAUGAAAAAUGUGAAGAUUUCCAUAAGGAGAGUAUUGAACUGAAAAAAUGCAGUGAUACAGUUCAUGAAAAAUAUGGACAUCACACAAAAAAUUAUACAUUACCUACAAUCCGACAAGAUAGAUGUCAUUGCUGUUUCCCAAAAUUAUCGUACAUAUUCAACUCUAACAAAGUAUGUGCUGGGGCUCAACCAAUCGAAAUUGUGAUUUUUAUUACGUCAACGUACAAUCGGAGAACAAGGCGGGAUAUUUUGAGACAAACUUGGGCAAGUCAUGAAGCUGAAAAACUUUACAACACAAGACAUGUGUUUCUUUUUGGAAUGAGUAAAAAUAAAACGGUGAAUUAUUUAAUCAAAAAGGAAAAUAAUGAGUUUCAGGAUAUGGUUCAGGGGGAUUUUUUAGACUCUUAUAGGAAUCUAACAUAUAAGACAAUAUUUGGAAUACGUUGGGCGGUACAAUUCUGCCCAAAUGCUAAAUUCGUCAUGAAAACAGAUGAUGACAUGUGGGUUAACACACGCCACCUGGUGGCUAAUAUGAGCCAAUGGGAAACCAAGAAUUCGACCAAUCAUCUCAUUGGAAAUUGCAAAUAUAAGGACUACCCACAUCGAUGGAAAACAUCAAAAUGGUACGUCACAAAAGAGGAAUAUCCACAUACCCUUUACCCAGGCCUCUGCUCGGGUGCUGGCUAUAUGAUGUCACAAAAUCUCUCACGAGAAAUUGCCAGAAUUUCUCGAAAUAUUCCAUAUUUCUUUCUUGAAGAUGUUUAUGUAAGUUUAUGCAUUGAAGCAUUAGGCGCCCCCUAUGGAUUGUAUAACAUAUCGAGAUUUGCAGAUGCACGACCUAUACGCUACAAAUCAUGUGAAAUCCAUGGACAAUAUACUGCACAUAAUGUUCCAGGCUAUCAAAUGUUGAAUGAAUGGAAAAACACAACAAAUUGUCUCAAACAUUUUCUAAAAUUGAGCCAGAACUCACGAUUCCUUGGCUUAUAUAAUAGAACAUGGAAAUACAAAAAUGAUUGACUCUAUAGUAGUGUUGUAGGUAAAUGACAUGCGGGAAUAUAAUUAAAAUGUGACGUGAGCGGGUGAUAUAUAUAUAUCACCCGCCGAUAUAACCCGCUCAUCAGAUAUACGACGUCAAAAAUUCAGGGAGUAGAUACUGAGCCAAGUAUAAAAUAAUCAGUUAUUAAAUGCUCGAUUUUUGUCUUGGUCCAUCAGGUAGAUAUAUUGUAUUUCCCUCAAAUAUAGUGUAUCAAAAACCUCCCAUUAAAUAACCUCUAUUUAUUACAUAGUACAGUGAAUCUAAAAAAUAUUUAUGAUUCUGAGCAAUCAGACUAGAA
Molecule: messenger RNA, 1650 nt
Organism: Owenia fusiformis
Lineage: Eukaryota; Metazoa; Annelida; Polychaeta; Sabellida; Oweniidae
Source: the annotation of a GenBank genome assembly